Amoebophrya sp. A25 is the source of this 340-nucleotide messenger RNA. The record is from the annotation of a GenBank genome assembly. NCBI's taxonomy places the organism in Eukaryota, Dinophyceae, Syndiniales, Amoebophryaceae.
CUCUUCUUGCAGAAACAACCGCCAGCUCCAGUACGACUAGAACAGCACCUCCAAGUAGAAGCACAUUUUCAAAAGAAACAUGUCAAAAUAGUUGUAGCACUACUUCUUCAUCUCGAGGAUCCUUAUCUUGGAGUUGGAAGUGCCUCGUCCGCCUCUACCCCCGUGGCCCCAGAACCAAAAUUUUUUCCAAUCCCAACACAAGAAAACGCUUCAUCGAUCCAGUAGAAUCCCUCAAUUACGGACCACGGCCGCCGAUCUAUUGCUAUGGCGCUUGGGUCCAGUUUCUCCCUUGGGCUUUGCAGAACAUCAUCCAUAAACAAGUGUUGUGCUACAGUUGGUG